This is a messenger RNA of Sitophilus oryzae (rice weevil), 675 nucleotides long. RefSeq lists its product as uncharacterized. The coding region runs from base 1 to 675 and encodes 224 amino acids. The record is from RefSeq and is a predicted model, not a curated record. NCBI's taxonomy places the organism in Eukaryota, Metazoa, Arthropoda, Insecta, Coleoptera, Curculionidae. The transcript is spliced from 2 exons.
AUGAUAACUGAUAAAACGAUACCACAUAACAAACCCGACAUAACAGUAAUUGACAAACAACAUAAUAAUGCAUUCGUCAUCGAUAUUUCCAUACCAAACAAUCACAAUAUGGAUAGAAAGCAUAGAGAAAAGGUUGAGAAGUACACCGAAUUAAAACGCGAAAUUAAAGAUAUGUGGCGGCUCAACGAGGUCAAAAUUGUUCCGAUCAUCCUGACAUCAAUGGGACUGAUACCAAUAAAUUUGAAAAAUUCUCUGGAAGAUAUUGGAAUUCAAUACAAGACUUACCGUGAAAUUCCUCUAGAAUUACUCAAGUACGGCACGGAUAAAUUAUAUAAGCAGCUCGAUAGUUUUUUCCAAAAGUGCCUUAAUGGUGAAAAUAUACCGAAAGAAUGGAAGACAUCAUAUAUAAUAACAAUACACAAGAAAGGAAGUAAAGACGAUUGUGAUAAUUAUCGAGGAAUCUCCGUGCUGAGCUCUGUUUCAAGGUUCUAUGGAAAAUUGGUCAAAAAGAGAAUUGAGGAAGAAUACCGGGAUAUGGAGGCUGAAGAACAAGCGGGGUUUAGAGCUGGUAGAUCCACGGUCGACCAUUUAUUUACACUGACACAGAUAAUUGAGAAAAAGAUGGCAAGAAAUCAAGAAAUACAUCUCCUCUAUGUAGACCUCAAGAAAGCAUAA